UUACCCCUUAAAACUCAUAUUUAAUUAAUCCAUCUCCUCCUUCGCAAACGUCCUUUCAAAGUCCAAACCUUUUUGCUCAUUCAGCGGCUUUGACCUUGAGAUUUAGUUUCUUGUUUUCCAAAUCCCACCUACUCGUUUUUUUUUCAUCAGCCCUUUGAUUUCGGUCUAAUAUUAUCGAGAAAAAGGGGGAAACUUUAGGGUUUUUUUGGGGGUAUUUUGUACGAAAAUACCGAAGAAACAGAACCGUAUUUUUGCCAAGACAAUGUUCUUGUCGCAAAAAGCAUGCAAUAGACGUGAGUUCCUCAACAAAAAAUCAAGUGUCGAGAAAAGUUUCUAUUUUUGGAUCUUCCAAAUCAUCAACAGAUAUAGCUCUUCUGCAACGUGAUUGGUUCUUGUCUGUAUGUUUUUUUGGAUAACAAUAGAUUUUUUUUUUCUUGGGUGAGGGUUCUUUCUUGUGUCACAAGUAACUAGCACUGCUACAGCAGAGUGUGAUUUCUCCUGCAAAAAAAUGGCAAGUUCAUCGUUACCUCCGGGAUUUCGAUUUCAUCCUACCGACGAAGAACUCGUCGGGUAUUACCUGAAAAGAAAAGUCGAAGGGCUUGAGAUCGAGCUAGAAGUCAUCCCCGAGAUCGAUCUAUACAAAUUUGAUCCUUGGGAACUACCAGACAAGUCAUUUCUGCCGAACCGAGACAUGGAGUGGUUCUUCUUCUGUCCGAGGGACAAGAAGUAUCCGAACGGUUCCCGGACGAAUAGGGCAACAAAGGCGGGUUAUUGGAAAGCAACCGGAAAAGACAGGAAAAUAACGUGCCAUUCCUCGGUCUCGGGCUAUCGUAAAACACUGGUUUUCUACGAGGGUCGUGCCCCGUUGGGCGAUCGAACUCAUUGGGUCAUGCAUGAAUAUCGUCUAUCCGAUGACGAUCUUUCUCGUGGAUCAAAGAAUUCAAAGGGCUGUGCUUUUGCGUUGUGCCGCGUGGUUAGGAAGAACGAGCAAAAGGGUACUAAUUACCUCGAGAAAAAUCCACGAGAUAAAAAAUUUCCGAAUGAACAAAUGGUCGACCAAACGCCAUCGUUUACCUCGUGUAACCCUAAUUUUACCACGGCGGACUCUUGUAACAUUUGGAUUUCUCCCGAUUUUAUCCUUGAUUCGUCAAAGGAUUAUCCCCAGAUUCAAGAAGUUGCGUCCGAGUACUUUCCUAAGCAUGAUUUCUCGUGUGCUAAUAACGAAUGGGAGGGAGUCGAUUUUUCGGCCAGUCCAUGGUGUUCGAACGUGGAUCACAACAUUGAUCAAUCGGUGCAAACCUGUUACUGGACGAAUAUUGGAUACGGAGAUGGGCACUACAGUGGUUACAAUAACCAAACGGGCUCAUUCGAUUGAUCAAAAGACCGUGGUUUACAGCUUUUGAAUUUGGUUAUUACAAAAAAAACAUGCAUGGAGAAGACGAGUACGUAAAAUUGGACUCCAAGACGACGCUUUUUAACGUUGAGCUUUUGGAGGAAACGUAUAAGGCGUUUGAAUGGAAGUCUCUCUCUCUCUCUCGGACUUUUUUGUUUAUAUAAAGGAAAUUUUAU
Tarenaya hassleriana is the source of this 1569-nucleotide messenger RNA. RefSeq names its product NAC domain-containing protein 86-like. The transcript is spliced from 4 exons. Bases 509 to 1375 code for a protein of 288 amino acids. Lineage: Eukaryota; Viridiplantae; Streptophyta; Magnoliopsida; Brassicales; Cleomaceae. Gene Ontology annotation, biological process: regulation of DNA-templated transcription. The record is from RefSeq and is a predicted model, not a curated record. Gene Ontology annotation, molecular function: DNA binding.